CGUCAUUCUGCGUUCAACCGCCUUGAAGCAAAUACAUAUCUUGAAAGUUAAAAUCUUAAAUCGAAAUACUCAACCUGUGAAAAUGGCUGCUCGUCAAGUUGUAAACGUUGCAAAGUCCGGUGUUCUCCAAAAAUUGGCUGUCGCUGAAUCGGCCGUUGGCAAGGUUGCGUGUGAAGGCUAUGGCGCGGCUUCGUACGGUGCAUCUGGUUACGGCAGUCAACCCGCAUAUGGUGGUCAAGCUGGAUACGGUGGUCAGUAUGGUUACAGCGGCCAGUAUGGUUAUGGAAGUCCAUAUGGUUAUGGCAGUCAAUACGGUUAUGGCAGUUCACCUAGCAGAGGCUAUGGACAACAAGGUUAUGGCUAUCCUUCUGGCUAUGCAAGUGGUUACGGAUCUGGUUAUGGAAGUGGAUCUUAUGGCUACGGACAACAAGGUUAUGGUUACCCCUCUAGCUAUGGAAGUGGUUACGGAUCUGGCUAUGGAUAUUAAGUCUUCAAAUUUUGAAUAUUGAAAUCGGCAUCCUUUUUUUCGAAAUAAAUAAUUUCAGUCGAAA
Molecule: messenger RNA, 551 nt
Organism: Bradysia coprophila
Lineage: Eukaryota; Metazoa; Arthropoda; Insecta; Diptera; Sciaridae
Source: RefSeq, a predicted model, not a curated record